Molecule: messenger RNA, 4517 nt
Organism: Notolabrus celidotus (New Zealand spotty)
Lineage: Eukaryota; Metazoa; Chordata; Actinopteri; Labriformes; Labridae
Gene: mcama
Product: melanoma cell adhesion molecule a
Exons: 16
Coding region: 485-2341 (618 amino acids)
Biological process (GO): angiogenesis
Cellular component (GO): plasma membrane
Source: RefSeq, a predicted model, not a curated record
ACUUUUAAAUAAAAUGCCAGGCCCGUGUCCAAAUGAAUUUAUUGGUUACAAACAGUUUGGAAAUGCAAAUAAAAUGUCCCAGUUUAGCUGAAUUCAGCCAGCAGGCCAUGUAAUUCAGGCUAAAAGGUGUCCACGCGUGAUAAGGUAGCUUAUUGUCGUGACCUUGAGGACUUUCUACCAACAAAAACUCCCUGUGUGAAUAAGGAGAGUGAGUUUGAGGCAGAAGAAAACACUGAUAAGCUGCUUCUACCGCACACAUAAAGCCCAACAAUGGGUAGAGGAGGAGGAGGAGGAGGACCCCGCCAGACUGAGACUUUAAUUGAGCCCCCUCCCCUCUUCUCCACUAUACCUCCACUCCUCCUCCUCCUCCCUCUCCCCUCAGUCUCCUCAGUCUCCUCCGGGGUUGCUCGCUAACUUCUCGUCUACACUCCACUUCACUCCACAUUAUUUUAGGACUGGAUACGACGAGCAGGAGCACAAAGACAUGGCUACUCUACUCAGAACACUUCUAACGCUGUUUCUUCAGAUGUGCCUCCUCCAUGUGAGCGCAUGGGCCAAGGUGGAGGUGACUGUCCAUGAAAAUGUGGAGGUUUACCUGGGUGACUCGGCACAGAUUCCCUGCCAGUACAGCUUCACUGACACCAACAACCAGCCCAGCUUUGUCAUGAUCCAGUGGUUUGUGAGAGCUGUAGGAAGCAGCUCACGUGUUCGGAUCUUCUACCUUGAUGCCAAAGAGCGGAUUGCGGACAAUGACACAGACUACUCCGGCCGGAUCCAUGUGACUUCAGACCAGCAUGGAGCCCAACUCACAAUUCUGGAUGUGGAACUCUCUGAUCAGAGGGAGUUCUUCUGUCAGGUUAACGGUUUGGCUGCCGGGAACGCUGAGGGCAAGACCCACCUCAGAGUGUUUGCUCCUCCUGAGGCUCCAGUGAUUGAAGCUGUCCCGACUGGAAUAUCUGUGACCAAUGAGGUCCCAUCAAAGGUUGCAUCAUGUGAGGCUCGCAACGGCUUUCCUAAACCCAACAUCACCUGGUAUAGAAACGGCAUGCCACUGGUACCUGAACCAGGACAUGUGAACGUGUUGAUCCUGGUCACCCGGGAGUCCAAUGGUUUCCACUCGCUCCAGAGCACGCUGGAGUACAAGGUUGUCAAAGAGGACAAAGACGCUCAUUUCUCCUGUGAGGUCAGCUUCUUCGUCCCUUCAGCCAUCAGGACGGUGGAGUCCAGCAGCAUCAACAUCACCGUUCACUACCCCACCACCAUGGUGGAACUGUGGAAGGACUCGCCCCAGGGCCUGGUCAAAGAGGGGGAUACUGUGGAGCUGCGUUGCCAGGGUGAUGGCAACCCCCCACCGCCCUUCAUUUUCAGCAGAGAACAAGAGCCCGAUGUGGACUUAGAGAGCAGCGGUGAUGUGUUGAUCCUGUCCCCGGUGUCUCGGAAAGACAGCAGCAUCUACCAGUGUCGGCCUCUGGACGCUGACGGAGACUUUGAGGUCAAAGGAGAGAUGCAGCUCACUGUGCACUAUUUGGACCCGGCUGUUGUCGUACCUAAAGACUCUGAAGUCAUGCUCAAAGGAGAAGAUCUGACUGCAACGUGCAACGCGCUGUCCUCCCUGAAAACACACACCGUUUGGUACAAGAAUGGGCAACAGGUGGGAAAAGGAAACACACUGCAGCUGAGGGACGCCACCUAUGAAACAUCUGGAGAGUACGUGUGCGAGGUGACGGUUCCCUCCCUGCCUGCCUUGCACACCAGCGGCUCCGUUCGCAUCAUCGUCCAAGGUGGUCCCCAGAUGGUGGGCAUGGAUCAGGAGGUGCAGCUUGAGGAGGCUGCAGGAAGGAUGGUGAACCUGAGCUGUGAGGCUCAGGGUCAUCCACUACCCAGCAUCUCCUGGAACAUUAUCGGCAGCCAGAACUGGCAGGAAGUGGUGAUCAAGGCAAACGAGCACAUGACCCACAGCGUGGUGUCAGUCAAAGUCACCUCGGACAUCAGCGCUCUCUGCAACGCUUCCAAUGACAUGGGGACCGAGGUCAAGGCUUUCAGCAUCAAAGCCAUUCCCAGACUCACCUCCACCGCUCCCUUCUCUCCCGCCGAGGGCAGCGGCGUGAUCAUCGUGGUGAUCAUUCUGUCCCUGCUGCUGCUCGCCAUCCUCGGCAGCGUCCUCUACUUCCUGCACAAGAAGGGGAAGAUCCCCUGUGGACGCUCAGGGAAACAGGAGAUCACCAAAGAGAAGACCACCAAAGAUGACAUUGUUGUGGAGAUGAAGAGCAACACAAAGACUGAGGACACCGUCCUUCUAAAGGCCGUCAAUGGAGACAAAAAGGGCCCCAAUGAGCAGUAAAGCAGUGAUGUUGUGCAGCAGGAAGCCGCACACACACAAAGCCAGCGGUCAGUGUGUGUGUGUGUGUGUUGGAGCAGAAGAGAGGCUCCCACUGAUCAGAGACCUGCAGGGUAACACCACAUCACAGCCUGGACGUCCCUCAAUCAUGCUUUGUUCUCAGCAGUAUUCGGCAGAUUUCACAUACAUACACACACACACACACACACAUUACACACACACACAUUACACACACACAGGUUUGUAUGUACAGCUGUGUAUUUCCUUUCGAGCGGAUGUUCCCUCCUUUGACAUUCACUUUCUUUGUUUGUUUCGGAUUAUUUCCUCAAACUGUGUUCAGCGUUUUCUCGGCUGUUGUUCGGCGUGCGUCUGCGAUGAUGUCAUGUACGCAUCAUCAGCUCCUGUUUUAGUUUUUUUCUAUGAAAGUGUAUAUAUUAUAUAUAUUUUGUUAUUUAAGAUAUUUUGGCACUCAGAUUCUCGGUGGUCGGUGGCGUCUGGGUCGUGUGCAUGUUGAUCCGUGUUCAUGGGUCCAGGCGAGUUUCAGGACAGGAAAUGAUGUCAGAGACCAAACGCUGUCUGCUCGUAUGAGGCGGCUGUUCACUGUUGGUUCACUGAGGGGAGGCUCCACAUCGUGUUAGCUUCGGUUUGAUUAUUGGUUGAUCUUCAGAUUUACCAAACGUAGUGAUAAAAAGUCAGCUUAUUAAAGUAAUCUCAGUGGUUAGUUCUAGAAACACUCUCAGUCACUCUCUCUGGGCCGCCUCCUGCAAACUGCUGUCAAGCCCUUGUACUGUUUGUAAAUAUGCGUAGUGUACAGACCUGCUAGUGUGGCCUUGGGUUGUUCCGAGGGUGAGAGGGUCAAAGGUUAGUGAUCUGCUGUGCCUGUUUUUGAGAAUGCAUCAUACACUGAAUUUUUUUUUUCUUUGGUUUGCUCCGUGUGUUUUCUUUGUGUUUCCACUGAGAGCUAGUCGGGUCUAAAAGAGCGUUUCCAUGUGUCUGCAUGUUUUCACAUCACAUCCACAGAUAAGCUGACCACUCUGCAAAGUAGCUGGUCAUUUACCGGGGUGCAUCUAGUUCUCUCCACAUUGGGGGUCAGAGUCUGCUCUGCAUUCCCUCAUAAAUCUCCAACAUCAAUGAAAGCAGAAAUGGAUGCAAAGCGGAUAUUGAACUCCAGCGAGUCUCCAGUUUCAAGGAAAUGAAAGUGAAGCAAUAGCUCUCCAAAGUUUGUCAGUUUGUUUUAUCGCUACAUUCAAGUCAAGAAAAGUGCCAGAGUUUUAUUUAGAGAGUCCAUCUUUAAAAUCACAUCAAGCCUUUUGAGAUGUUAGAAUUUGUUUCUCCUCUUUCUUUAAGAUUUUAUCUGAUGGUGCUGUCUGAGUGACUUUUAAAACAGACAAUUUAAAAUCACACUAAUUAAUAAACAAGAAAAUACUAAAAACAAACUUGAUAGUUUAAACGUGAGUGUCAUAACUCAAAAAGAAGGGGAAAAGGUACACAAAAGCAACCACAAAGGGUAACAUACAUACAACGUGCAUGUUAUCUUUAAUUUCUCCCUGACAUUCAUUUCCACAUCGUUAAAUCAGAUUAAGUUCAGUAAUCCAAGAAAACAACAAAAUGCAUGGUUUGACUGGACGGAUGAUACAUGAGAGGCACAAAGCCGUUAGCUGAGACAUGCAGAAGCAUGGCGGCGCUCCUUGUUGUGGCCUGUGUUGUGAAUAUGAUGUACUGAUUGCUCACUGUGUAGUUUAUUGUGAAAAGAUUUGUUUGUUGCUGAAGCGCUACCUUGCCCAGAAGACUUGCAGCAUAUUAACAAAGUAGUGAUCUGUUUUCUUUUGUUUCCACUGAAGUUGAAGUGGGAAAGUUGUAGAAAUAUCCAGGUACAGAACAUCCUCAGGCAAGACGUUUCCUGUGAUUCAGUCUGAUGCUGUUUUAGAGUUUAGAGAAGCUGACGAAGCCGUCAAACAUCGGAUUUAAUCCCUGAAUCAGCUCCUCCUCUUUCAGUUAACUCUUUUUAAUCCUGGAUUUUCACCUGUUUGAAAACAAGUUUGAAACUUCACACCUUUAUUAUGUUCUUUCUAAAUGUGUGUAAAUUAAGUACUGUACAUGUGAUUCUUUGAUGCUUGCGUUUUUUUUAUAUAUUUUUUGCAAAAAACAAUGCCAAAUAAAAAGGUUUCAUUUAAAGAGA